AUGACUCCUGAUGUGGCCUGGACAUUUCAAAUCGACAGCAGUCUCGACCCAAUGCCAGAGGACGACAACAGGCUGAUGAUCUGGAGAAGCGACAUGUGCAGAAGGAUGUAUCAGUUGGCCACGGUCGAGAAAGAGAUAUCAUGGAUCAAGUACAAGCUCACGUCGCUCGGGGGCAUAGAGAAGCAAGUGGGCCUGGAAAACGGGGCCCUGCACCGGUUCAACCUGCAGUCGGGGCUCCACCGUGGCAGCAUCCCCAGGUCGGACAGCGUCGCGCCCCUCGCGUCCGCCGCGGGCGAGUUGGACGAGGAGGCAGGGCUCCCGAAACCCGAGAGGCCGCCCCACAAGAAGGCGGCGGCCGUUCCGCCGCCGCGCGCCCACAGGGGCCGCGUGUGCGGCGUGUCCGUCACGGUCUCGGGCACGGUGUUGUCGGUGGCGUCCAAUCCGAAGGACUGUGCGCUCCGCAUCUGGAAGCUCGCGACGCACGAGGCCGUGGCGGCGGUGGACCUGGGGCGCGAGCGCCCUGGCGCACCGAGCUGCCUGCUGCUGCGCGUGCAGGGGGCGCUGGCGGCGGUGUCGCUGGACGACGGGGCGCUGCUGCUGGUGGACCUGCACGGGCAG
Prorocentrum cordatum is the source of this 618-nucleotide messenger RNA. The record is from the annotation of a GenBank genome assembly. Lineage: Eukaryota; Dinophyceae; Prorocentrales; Prorocentraceae.